Messenger RNA from Esox lucius (northern pike), 3115 nucleotides. It is a transcript of the gene eya1, whose product is annotated as EYA transcriptional coactivator and phosphatase 1. Lineage: Eukaryota; Metazoa; Chordata; Actinopteri; Esociformes; Esocidae. Gene Ontology annotation, biological process: cell differentiation; multicellular organism development; positive regulation of DNA repair. The transcript has 18 exons. The record is from RefSeq and is a predicted model, not a curated record. The coding region runs from base 316 to 2256 and encodes 646 amino acids. Gene Ontology annotation, cellular component: nucleus. Gene Ontology annotation, molecular function: protein tyrosine phosphatase activity.
GAGAGAGAGAAGGGCUGAAAGAGAGAUUCUGGAAAGAGACAAUGUGCUCCUCUGUUCCUGUUCCCAGUGCGACCAGCCUUCUCUUCCCACUCUGAGAGACAAUAACAAUAAUGUUUUCUCAGAGCAGCUCUAUUGUAUCAUGGAUGGGUCUGGACAGUGACACAAAGCUGGAGCUCAAAUAACAAGGAGGGACAGUGUUUCUGAUCGGGCAGGUGGAAAGACAAAAAAACCUGAGAGAGAGAGAGAGAGAGAGAGAGCGAGAGAGAGAGGAAGUCUGGUUCAGAUGAUUCCGAGGCGCUCCGUCUAUCCAGGUCUAUGGACAUGCAGGAUCUAGCCAGUCCUCACAGCCGUUUAAGUGGAAGCAGUGAAUCCCCUAGUGGUCCCAGCCUGGACAACUCCCAUAUUACUACAAAUCAUAUGACCCCCAAUGGCACAGAAGGUGAUAGCAUCACCAUGCUCACCACAGCUGACUGGUUACUAAGCUCUGGUUCUCAGUCUGCUCCAGUUAAAACAGAACCGAUGAGCAGCAGUGACAUCACCAACCCAGUGGUUGACACUACCCUCGACAGCUUCUCAGGUUCAGUUAUUGGAACCAGUGGCUUCAGCCCAAGACAAACCCACCAGUUCUCCCCACAGAUUUACCCUUCCAACAGCAGAUCAUAUCCACAUAUUCUCCCCACCCCCUCAUCCCAGAAUAUGGCUGCGUAUGGACAGACCCAGUACACCACAGGUAUGCAGCAAGCCGCAGCCUACGCCAGCUACGCUCAGCCCGGCCAGCCUUACGGGAUCCCUGCCUAUGGUCCAUUGUGGGCAGGCAUCAAGACAGAGGGGGGCCUGAGCCAAUCCCAGUCCCCAGGACAGGCAGGCUUCCUCAGCUACAGUUCUGGUUUCACCACACCUCAGACGGGGCAGGCUCCAUACAGCUAUCAGAUGCAAGGUGGCACAUUCACCACCACGUCAGGCCUGUACGCAGGAAGCAAUUCCCUCACAAACUCGACUGGAUUCAACAGCACACAACAGGACUACCCCAGCUACCCGGCCUUUGGUCAGGGCCAGUACGCCCAGUAUUACAACAGCUCUCCCUACACCUCUCCCUACAUGACCAGCAACAACACCAGCCCCACCACCCCCUCCACCACGGCCACCUACACCCUCCAGGAGCCCCCCACAGCCCUGACCAGCCAGGCCCUCACGGACGCCUCUGCAGGUAGGCCGCAGGCCCCUCCCGCCCCUCACCCGCCAUCCCCCGGAUCGGACGGCUCCGGAGGGGGAGGCUAUGACGCCAGGGCCAGCCAUUAUGGAGAGUACAGUACAAUUCACAGUCCAUCAACACCCAUUAAAGAUUCAGAAUCGGAUCGAUUGCGGCGUGCCUCGGAUGGAAAGUCACGUGGACGAGGGAGAAGAAACAACAAUCCGUCACCGCCUCCUGACUCUGACCUUGAGCGAGUGUUCAUCUGGGAUCUGGAUGAGACCAUUAUUGUUUUCCAUUCCUUGCUCACUGGGUCUUACGCCAACCGAUAUGGCCGGGAUCCACCCACGUCGGUUUCACUAGGACUGAGAAUGGAAGAAAUGAUCUUCAACCUUGCAGAUACACAUUUAUUCUUCAACGACUUGGAGGAGUGUGACCAGGUCCACAUCGAUGACGUUUCGUCCGAUGACAAUGGACAGGAUCUCAGCACGUAUAAUUUUGGCUCGGAUGGGUUCCACGCUGCAGCCACCAGUGCCAACCUGUGCCUGGCCACUGGGGUCAGGGGAGGGGUGGACUGGAUGAGAAAACUGGCCUUCCGCUACAGACGAGUAAAAGAAAUCUACACCACCUACAAAAACAACGUUGGAGGUCUGCUGGGUCCAGCCAAAAGAGAAGCCUGGUUGCAAUUGCGAGCAGAAAUUGAAGCCUUGACUGAUUCCUGGUUAACACUGGCACUGAAAGCACUCACAUUAAUCCACUCAAGGUCGAACUGUGUGAAUAUUCUGGUCACCACCACACAGCUAAUACCAGCCCUGGCUAAAGUCUUGCUGUAUGGGCUGGGAAUAGUCUUUCCUAUUGAGAAUAUUUAUAGUGCUACCAAAAUAGGGAAGGAAAGCUGUUUUGAGAGGGUGAUUCAGAGGUUUGGGAGGAAGGUGGUCUACGUGGUGGUCGGAGAUGGAGUGGAAGAAGAACAAGGCUCAAAAAAGCACAACAUGCCCUUCUGGAGGAUCUCCAGCCACUCUGACCUGAUGGCCCUACACCACGCUCUGGAUCUGGAGUACCUGUAGCUGCCGCCGGGCUCUGGGACCUCCCGACUCCCACAGGCCUCACCACUCUGGACCAGGAGGAGCACUGCAGGGCCCACUUCCCGGGUCUCACCUGCUGGUCCCCCCACCCGGGUCACACCUGCUGGCCCCCCCCCCACACCCCCACCUGGGUCACACCUGCUGGUCCCCACGUCCGCAACGAUGGUGACUACCUACGAGGCCGUUCAUGCUCAGCUCCGUCCACACCUCCACCCUGCGUCCUUUCAACCCUCGCUACCGUCCCUCUGGCUCCACGGCCCGGUUCUCACUCCCUCCAGGCCAGAACCGGGCCCUCCUGGCAUCUCCUUCCAGCCCCCCACCCCCCCUCUUGCCCUUCACUAGAGAAAAAUGAAAGGAGAGGGGGAAAAAACUUUUUUGAACAGAAGACAGUGUAGACAUUACAGCGACACGCCGGCACCAGGCUGACGCGCGGCCACAUCUCGUCUUAACCCGACACCUUUUUUUCUGUUUGGAGAAGAGGAGGGACAGUGUGAAUAAUUUACGGCGUUGCAGCUGCUCGCCCUGGUUACUGUGAACUGGCUGCAGGCCUCAGAAGCCAUCAGUGUUUAAUGACCCAUCUGUCUGUCCAUCUGUGCCGCCCUCCCGGUCCCUACGCUGGCUGCUGUGGUCCAGACAACAGCGCUGCCGACCGACACUGAAGCCUGGAGUUGGUGGGGCUGGCCUGGGCACAGAGCUUAGAGAGAGGACCUCAAACCACCACAAACACCCCAGACUGGUGGUCACAUCCCACUCUAAGCCUCACUCCUUCUGUCUGCCUGCCUGUCUGUCUCUCUCUCUCUCUCUCUCUCUGUCCAUCUCUUUCACUGUCUGUCUCUCUCUC